AUGUCUCCCGCCGGUUACUCAAACCUCCAAAGCACCUCCGCACACCCUCCCCGCGACUCUCUCGAGCUUGCCUCCCUUGCAUCCUCGUCGCAUACGCCCUCCCAUCGAACCUCUCUAGAAUCCUCUGCCUCUGGCACCCCGUCGUCGCGGAAGCUGUCCUUUGACGAUGAAGACCCCCUCUCCGAGUUGAACCCAGCUGGCGGCGAGCGCCCCGGCCAUCGCAACCGCUCCUACUCCGUCUCCUCCGCAUUUGACUUCGCUUCGAAUCUAUUCCCUCUAUCCUCGACCGCCCAAGGAUAUACAGCACUCGGCGCGCCGUCGAAUACGGCCCUCGAUCCUACUCAGGUGUUGAAUGGGGCAUCAUUGGAGAAGAACAAGUCCUUGACGUUUCUGAACGGCCUAUCGCUUGUAGUAGGCUUGAUAAUUGGUUCAGGCAUAUUUUCGUCUCCGAGCCAGGUCAACAAGAACGCUGGAUCACCCGGCGCAUCUCUCAUAGUAUGGGUGGUGGCUGGAGUGCUCGCAUGGACAGGCGCCGCCAGUUAUGCUGAACUAGGCGGCGCAAUCCCCUUAAACGGCGGAGCACAGGUGUAUCUUUCUAAGAUAUUCGGCGAAUGGGCAGGUUUCCUAUUCACCUGGUGCGCAGUGUGUGUUUUAAAGCCCGGAUCUGCAGCCAUCAUCGCCAUAAUUUUCGGCGAAUACUGCGUUCGGGCAGCCAUUGGCGCAGAGGCCGCCGAUGCCAGUGACUGGCUGAACAAAGGGGUAGCGCUUGCAGGCUUGGUGCUUGUAACCCUCCUGAACUGUAUCUCUACGAAAUUGGGAACGAGGAGCGCCGAUGUGUUCAUGUUUAUGAAGUUCAUUGCAUUGCUUGGCGUUACAGUAACGGGCAUUGUCGUUGCGAUUACGGGAUUUUCGUACAAAGGACAUGCAAGCGAUGACUGGAAAAAGAAGGGCUGGUUUGAGGGAACAGAGACUAAUAUAUCGAAUUGGGCUGUAGCAUUGUAUGCCGGUCUAUGGGCGUUUGACGGAUGGGAUAAUGUCAACUACGUAACAGCAGAAUUCAAAAACCCAACCCGCGACCUCCCCCGCGUCAUCCACACCUCCCUCCCCCUAGUAAUAGUAUCCUACCUCCUCGCCAACACCGCCUACUUCCUCGUCCUCCCCCUCUCCAUCAUCGACUCCUCCAACACCGUCGCCGUCGCCUUCGGCUCCCAAGUCUUCGGCCCCCUUGGCUCCCUCAUCCUCGCCCUCUUCGUCUCGGGCUCCUGCUUCGGCGCCCUCAACGCCACCACCUUCACGUCCGGCCGCCUCGUCUACGCCGCCGGCAAGGAAGGCUACCUCCCCGCCAUCUUCGGCACCAUCGGCCUCGGCAAAUCCCACCGCGCCAUCCGCCUCAACGCCUCCUCCUCAAAAGCUAGCCGCGUCCCCAAGCUCCUCGUGAAAUGGUUUGCCGACCCGGACGCCGGCUUCUUCUUCACGCCCAUCAGCGCCAUGCUGCUCAACGCCACCCUGACGGCCGUCUACGUCGUCAUCGGCUCCUUCGACACCCUGCUCACCUUCUACGGCGUAGCCGGGUACACGUUCUACUUCCUCACGGUCCUCGGCCUCAUCAUCCUGCGCGUGCGCGAGCCGACGCUCGAGCGGCCGUACAAGACGUGGAUCACGACGCCGAUUAUCUUCUGCUGCGUCAGCCUGUUCUUGCUGAGUCGCGCGGUGUUCGCGGAGCCGGUGCAGACGCUGCUCGUGGUCGCGUUUAUGGCGGCGGGCUUGCUGAUCUGGUUUGCGUGGGUCGGGCGCAAGGGGAAAGGCAGGGGGCAGCAGCGGGGGCAGAGGGGUGGUGGGGGGGAGAAGGGCGCGGGGUGGAGGUUUUGGAAGAGGUGGGGGAGGUCGUGA
This is a messenger RNA of Mytilinidion resinicola, 1890 nucleotides long. RefSeq names its product large neutral amino acids transporter small subunit 2. The transcript is spliced from 2 exons. Gene Ontology annotation, biological process: amino acid transmembrane transport. NCBI's taxonomy places the organism in Eukaryota, Fungi, Ascomycota, Dothideomycetes, Mytilinidiales, Mytilinidiaceae. Bases 1 to 1890 code for a protein of 629 amino acids. The record is from RefSeq and is a predicted model, not a curated record. Gene Ontology annotation, molecular function: L-amino acid transmembrane transporter activity. Gene Ontology annotation, cellular component: membrane.